This is a messenger RNA of Boleophthalmus pectinirostris (great blue-spotted mudskipper), 2071 nucleotides long. RefSeq names its product single immunoglobulin and toll-interleukin 1 receptor (TIR) domain (gene sigirr). The record is from RefSeq and is a predicted model, not a curated record. Gene Ontology annotation, biological process: signal transduction. NCBI's taxonomy places the organism in Eukaryota, Metazoa, Chordata, Actinopteri, Gobiiformes, Gobiidae.
GAGGCUGGUGUCCUUGUAGUUGUCGCCUACUAGACACACACAGGUGUUACAACUGUUACAACUACAGCCUUGUUAACGCAUUAUUACUAGAAAAGGUAUGAUUUAACUACCUCCAACUUCCACUUAAAGACUAAGGAGGCAUCUUUAUGGCUUUCAGGUUAGCCGUCUUCCUUCUGCUGUGCGCCGGCUUGUCUGACACGUCCUCCCUCGUAGUCGCUCAAAGCUGUGUGGAUCCUGGACGUGUGACGGAGCAGGUGCUGUUUGCUGGCGAGCAGUUUCCCUCAUACCGUCUACAGUGUCCUUUAGAUCCGUCUCCGCAGAUAACAUGGCUCAAAGACUGUGUGCAGCUGCACUCUCAAACAGAGAAAUCCUACCUGGAGUUCAUCACACUGAAUGUAGAAGACCAGGGGAACUAUACUUGUGCGAAUGGCAAUGACGGCUCAUUAUCAUAUACAGUGAGACUGAUCAUUCAGGAGAGGAACUGCUCCACAGAGCCAGAGUUCAUCCCAGAUGGAGGUCGGAUGACACUGCACAGGAAUGUGGGAGAGACAGUUAUAAUGAAUUGUACGACUUUGCUCCUCUGGCACCCAAAGGACCCAAGCCACUGUAACACCGCCAUGCACUGGAGUCAUAAUGGACAGAACAUCACCCACCACCCUCUGAUGAAAAUAUCCACCUGGCCUGUGGGUCCAGGUAAACUGAUAGUGAGCAGUCAGCUGGAAAUCACACUGGAAAACCAAGAUUUUGGUCUUUACACCUGCAGAGUGAGAAACGCAACCAUGGAGUUCUCUGUAGAACUUACACAAUUUCAACCAAGUCACACGGCUGCUGUCAUUGGAGCCAUUAUGGUGCUUGCCCUGCUGGGUGUAUCUGCUCUUGUGUACAUCAAGUGUCACCUAAAUAUCAAAAUGUGGUACAAAAAUAUCUACGGAGACUAUGAACUCAGUGAUGGGAAACUCUAUGAUGCCUACAUCUCAUAUGUGAACAAUGAUCAUGACAGGAAGUUUGUAAAUUUUAUUCUGAAGCCUCAUCUUGAGAAUAAAAAUGGAUAUAAAGUCCACCUCAAUGACAAUGAUAUUCUGCCUGGUGGUGAGCCGUCUGCUGAACUGAUCAUGAACAUGAGUCGAUCCCGGCGUCUCAUCGUGGUGCUUUCAUAUGCCUAUCUGGAACAAGACUGGUGCAACAACAACUUCAAACUGGGCUUUCAGCAUUUACUGGAGUUGUGUCCACGGCCCAUCCUGGUUCUACUGGAGGGUCAGAGUAAACGCUUUAGUUCAGAGGUCAAAGAGCAGCUGACAGAGCACCAGCACUGCCUCACCAUACUCACCUGGAGACACAACUCUGUGACCCCAUCUUCAGUCUUCUGGAAGGAGCUGUCUCUCAUCAUGCCUCGGCGCAUCUUCUUCCGCAAUGAAUCAUCUGGAGACCCUCAGACGCUCCAUGACGAUAAGGACCCCAUGUUGACCAUGGACCCGGACUACCUGGACUGUCGCUCUGACACAGACCCUGCCGGAGACCUUGGGGUGCGUCUCCCGGCUUACAAGGCCAUGGUGUGCAGAGCUCCGGUGCUCCCUGCAGCUUCUACUUCUGAAUCCAGACCUGCUGAUGCUGAAGUGUCCGACCUUGGAUCACGCAAUUACAGAGCGCGUUCGGAUUUCUACUGCUUAGUCACCGAGAAUGAUAUAUGAGCCAGAGUGUUAUGGACCUUUAUAUGCCCUUUUGUUGAUUAUUUGGAAGUAAUUAUGUUGUUUUUAUACACAUUUAUAUGCGUGGAUGGCAGAUGUGAAAUGAUUUGUGCAUUUUUAUGAUUUUUAUAUGCCUUGCAGGGAUUUGUAUGUAUGUGUGCCUGUGUGUCCAGCAGAGGGCAGAGUAGUAAAAGAACCUCUAGUUGCCUUAUGUUUUUACUCUACAGCUGUUGAAAAAAUGUGACUGACAGUGGCCACUUGCUGAACAGACUUAAGCUGUCUGUCUUACAAGCAGCAGAAAGCCUGACUCUUUCUAAUGUUACUGCAUGUCCAUGUGCCUUGUCUGAAGACUAUGUGACAACCUGAAUUAUAAAGUUUUAUGUAUU